AUGAUUAAGUUUCAGGAAAGUGUGACAUUCAAGGAUGUGGCUGUGGUCUUCACCACGGAAGAGCUGGCACUACUGGACAAGGCCCAGAUAAACCUGUACCAAGAUGUGAUGCUGGAGAACCUCAGGAAUCUUGUCUCAGUGGGAGAUGGGAUUAAAAGCAACAUUUUGAAUCUUCAGGAAAAAGGACUGAGUUUUCUCUCCCAAGAAGUGCUCCCCUGCUGGCAGAUUUGGAAACAAAGGAUCUGUGAAUUAACUGCGAGUCAGGAUUAUGUCAUGAAUCUUCAAGGAGAUUGUCCCCUGUAUUUAGAAAGAGAUGUUUCCCUUUGUGAAGAGUGCGCAGGGAUGUCUCUUCAGAUUUCUGAAAAUGAAAACUAUGUAGUAAAUUCCAUUAAUUUAGAAAAUCAAAAUGCCACAGCUUGGAAAGGCCUGACACAGGUUCUUCCCCCAAAAUCUUGGACAAAAGUCAAUAUAAUGACUGAGACCCAGAAUUCUCAGGGAAGUUAAAAGAGAAUUCAUAUGGAAGAGAAAUUGUAUGGGUGUGUUCAGUGUGAUGUCGGCUCCAGUCAGACCUCACAUAUGGGUAAUGAUUGAGAAUGUAAAGAAGAGGAACCUUGUAGAUGGACUGGCUGUGGGAACAGUGUGGUUAUGAAAUCAACAGUGAAACAACGUAAUUUAACCCCUACAGUACCACAGUCUUUCAAACGUAGUAACCGUGGAAUGGGCAUUAUAGAUUAUGCAAAUCCUCAUGUUUGUCACAGCACUCACACAGGAGAAAAAUCUUGCAGAUAUAACCAGUGUGGAAAGGACUUUAGUCAGAGUCCAGAGCUUGUUGUUCAUCAUAAAACCCAUUCAAGUGAGAUGCCUUAUGAAAGCCAUGAAAGGGCCAAGGGCUGCAAACUGAGCUCAGACCUUCCCAGAACUCAGAAAGUCCUCUCAGGAGACAGACCCUACAAAUGUAAGGAAUGUGGCAAGAGCUUUAGGCACAACUCCUCUCUUCACAGCCAUCAUCGAGUGCACACUGGGGAGGUGCCCUUCACAUGCGAUGUAUGUGGGAAGGGGUUCAGAUUUAGGUCACUUCUUUGUAUUCACCAAAGUGUGCAUGCAGGAAAAAAGCCCUGUAAAUGUGAGGAGUGUGGGAAGGGCUUUGAUCAGAGCUCCGAUCUUGUCCAUCAGUGAGUCCACACUGGAAAGAAACUCUACAAAUGCAGUGAGUGUGGCAAGUGCUUUAGUUCAAACUCUGUUCUUCAGGUCCACCAGGGGUUGCACACAGGGGAGAAGACUUAUAGGUGUGGGGAGUGUGGAAAGGGCUUCAGUCAAAGUACACACCUUCACAUUCACCGGAGAGUCCACACGGGAGAAACCCUGCAGAUGCAAUAUGUGCAGAAAGGAUUUUGCAAGCGUUCAUUUCUUCACACUCAUCAGAGAGUUCACAUAGGAGAAAAACCAUAUAAAUGCAAAGUGUGUGUUAAGGGCUUCAGUUAUAGUUCAUAUUUCCACUUACACAGAGAUCACACCAGAGAAAAACCCUGUAAAUGUGAUGAGUGUGGUAAGGGCUUCAGUUGUAACUCAUAUCUUCUUGCUCAUCAGAGAGUGCAUAUAGAUGAGACGCAAUAUAAAUGUUGUGAACCUGGCAAAGGUUUUAGUUAUAGCUCAGACCUUCUUACUCAUCAAAGACUGCACAAGAGGACAGAAACAUAA
This is a messenger RNA of Cynocephalus volans (Philippine flying lemur), 1698 nucleotides long. It is a transcript of the gene ZNF285, whose product is annotated as zinc finger protein 285. Gene Ontology annotation, biological process: regulation of transcription by RNA polymerase II. Gene Ontology annotation, molecular function: RNA polymerase II cis-regulatory region sequence-specific DNA binding; DNA-binding transcription factor activity, RNA polymerase II-specific. Lineage: Eukaryota; Metazoa; Chordata; Mammalia; Dermoptera; Cynocephalidae. The record is from RefSeq and is a predicted model, not a curated record.